UAGUCGCAAAUUCGGAUGAAGACGAGGAAUGGCCUUCUGAACUUUUACAACUUAGAAGUAAAUUUACGGAACAUUAUGAAAAAAAAAUAAUGGAUAUGUCAGCUGAGCAUACAAAAGAAAUCGCCAAAUUGAAAGAAGAACAUAUAAGAAAUUUGAACAGAGCUAUUAAAAGGCGAAGUUUAAAAGAGAACAGUCUUAUUCAAGAGGAAUUGGAUAUUUUGCAAGAGAGAGAUAACUUACGAAAAUGUACUUCAAUUCUACGUAUCGUAGUGACACACUUGAUGAAAUAUUUUUCUGAAUGUGAGAACGAGCUUAACAAUUCACUAUUAGAAGAAAUAUUAAAAAGAAAUUUGCAAAGCAGCAAGUCCGUCGAUUUUGACGACAAAUUGUCAGUACAUUUUUCAUCAAGUUCAUGUUCAAAGCGAGUUCAUAUAACACCUAAUGUAACUGAAAUUCUGGCAACAAUAGAUGAUUCAAUUCCUCUCGUCGACGUGAACAUUAAUGAAUUGUCAGUAGAUUUAGAAAAUGAGUUGUCAGAAUGCCUCGGUAAACUUAGAGACGAAGCAAACGACAUAUUAGCGUUAACAGCAAGUAUACACUCAAAUAGAAACAAAAGCAUCACAAUAAAUGAAAGAAUUUCGUCUUUAACUCGACAGCCACUUGAUGAAAAUACACUUAAAGAGGAUUUAACUGAGAAGCUUAAUGAAACUGAAAAGUAUGUAAGAAGUCUGGAAAAUGAAAGAAUUAAUUUAGAUAACCAUAUUGAGCAACUUCUUGAAAAGCAGCGAGUGUUAGAAAAUGAUUUAAUGUACGCCAAAGAAAAGAUUGCUCAAAUGAUGGACAAGGAAGUAGUUUCUGAAGGUUAUGGAGAGAUAGAUGAAUGUUAUGUGUCUAAUUUCGGCGAGGAGGUAGUAUCAUUUAACGAAGUUCAAGAAAAGGCAAGAGCUGUACUCGGUGAAGAUUCUCCUGAUUGUAACAGACUAAUGCAGUUAGUUGAAGAUCUAUGCAGGGCAGGAGAAAAACUUAAAACAGAAGCCCAGAAAGAGCACAUUGAUUUAAAGCAACAAGUAGAUAAAGUACCGCCUUAUCGUGCACUGAGUAGGGAAAAGAUCGAGGCUGCUGAUAAGAAAAUUCGAGCUACCGCUAAAUUUUUGGAAGAACAAGCAUCUGAGAGAGAACAAGAAAGAGAUGAAGCCCUAAAAGAGAUAAUUUUGUUAAAAGAUCUACUUAAGGAAAGAGAAAGAGACAGAAAUAAUUGCGAACAAAUCAACAAAGAGGUGGAACAUUUGGAGCACCAAAUGCGCGAAAUGUCGAAAUUGGUGGAAGACAAUGAAUCACGUACAAAAGAAAUAGAAUUAGAAAAAGAAGAAGCAAUUGAUAAGAUUUGUGUUUUGCGUGACAUUAUUCGCGAUCUUGAGGUUCAAAUUGAAGCAAAAACAGCAACAGAGAAAGAGUUGAAACAAUUGGUCGAUCAAUUACAGCAGAUUAUCGAACAACAGAAUAAAUCAAAUGAAGAUUUACAUCAACAAUUGAACUCUAUGCAAAAUGUUGAGCACAUUCAAGAACAUGUCGAAAAGCUUGAAAAUGAAAUGCAAAAUUUGAGACUUAAUGCGGAGCUCAUUGGGAAGGAGGGUUUGUUGCACCAAAUAAAAACAGAGUUAACCGAUCUUGAGGUGAAUUUAGAGAAGCGCACCUGCGAUUUAGAAGCAUUGCACGCAGCAGUUUCAGGUACUAAUUGUAGUUCACCGUCAGAAGAUAUGUCCGUAAGGGACCAGAUUCGACCCCGUGCACCAUCAUUAACGCUUGAAGAAUGUCACAUUCCUUUACAGCAGUUAGCAAGACUAAAGGAAAAACUUCUGGUUCAUUCUAGAGCUGAAGAUGCAGCAAUGAAAAAGAUAAGAGAUUUGGAAAUGCAAUUAGAUCAUAUUAAACACGAAUUGGAGGAAUCCCAAAAUGAAAAAGAUAUUCUUCAGGAUCAAGUUUCUCAACAGCUUAUUCUCAUAUCGAAUUUACAAAUGCGCCUAGACGAGCAACGCUUGAGAACUGAACAAGUCCAAAAGCAGAAUAAUACAUCAUUGGAAGUACACAUAUAUGAUCUUGAGAAUGAGAUACAAACAUUAAAAGAAAUUAUUCAAAAUCGGGAUAAAACCAUAAAGCAUCUUACUACCAGUAUUGAACAGACGAAACAAAGAUUGGAAGACAGAGAAAAAGAACUCUUAGCAAAAACGGAAGACAUAGCAUACGUGGAACAACAGAAACAAAUAGAAAAAUUACAAGAAGAAAAUGAGCACCUAAAAGUAAAACUAAAUUGUGAUAAUAAAAAUGCUCAAAUACUCCCAAGUCUUGUUGAUAAUAUAAUAGCAGAUAAAAAUAAGGAUAUCGACAUGUUAAGAUCAAAAUUGAAUGAUACGCAGAGAGAAUUAGAAUCUUUUUUAUCUCUUAAUCUCGAUAAAGAGCAGCUGAAAUCGCUGAGUAGUAUAAAGUCUUCUGAACAGGCAGUUAGUGAUCUACUUUCCCUUACUAAUAAUAAAGAACUGGAACAAGUACGUAAAGCUGAACAAUUAAUUGCAAAUAUUACUACUGAAAAUUUACCUAAGCCUAUAUUUAAGCGCAAUAACAAUGAAACAGUAAUUUACAUGAGCCAUGAAGAGUCUAAACCUAAAAUUUCAGAAUUCGAUGUGAAUAUUUCAGAAAUCGAACACAUUGGUCGUGUCAAUGUUGAUUAUACAAAUGAAGAUAUGUCUUUAAUUAUGCAGUCCCAUUCUACUCAACUCUCGCAUAUACCUGAAAAGAAGCGUGUUCAUUUUAGUAAUACUGAGGAUUAUCCAGAAGUAGAUCAAUUAAAAAAAGAAAUUUCUGUACGGGACGAAAUAAUAAAGGACUUCACAGAACGUCUUAAAAUAUUGAGUAAUCUGGAAAUCAAUCUAGAAGAUUUGCAAGUAAAACUUGAAGUAACUGAAAAUUUGUUGAAACAAACAACAAGUAAUUUUGAACUUGAGACUGAACGAUUUUCGGAAAUAGAAAAAGAUCUUCGUUCUAAAUUACAUCAGAACGAUAAGGAGUUAAUGGAAAAGAACAAAGAACUCAUCUUAAUAUCAGAGGACUCUAAAAGAAAAGAUGAAAUGUAUUUGAGUUUAGCCGAAGAAAAACGCAAUCUAGAAAAAAAACUAGAUGAAAUUCAAAACCAAAUUAAACAUUGCACAACCUUGAACGAAAUGAUAGAGAAACAGAAAAAGCAUAUAGCUAGUUUAGAGGCCAAACUAGCCCAGAUGCAAGAUUUAGUGGUUAACUUGGAAGAUGAAGUAGUAAAUACUCAAAAAGCAAAAGACAAAUUGAACGAAGAACUUACAGCUAAAGCUCAUGAAGUUGAAAACAAAACUGAAGAAUUAAAAACAACUAAAGCAGAGCUUAUUUGCACAAAAGAGCUAAAUGAAAAACAAGGUAAAGAAGUAACUAAUAAAGAAAAGGAAAUAUACUCUCUCAUGGAAGAUUUAAAAGAAUUCAAAUACAAAGUUGAAGCCAAAGAAAAUCAAAUACUAGAAAUCCAAAAAAAAUAUCUUGAACAGCAAAAAUCGUUAAAUAUAGCAGAAGAAAAAUUAAAAGAACUACAAUCGUUAUUAAAUAACCGUGAAACUGAGAUAGGCAGCUUAAAUAAAGAAAUUAACCGUUUUCACGAACAAAACGAAAUUCUUGGAAAUAAAGAAGUAUUCCCUGAUCAUAUAAAAGACUUUCAAACCUUGAAAUUAAGCAGGGAGAUUGCUGAAAAGGAUCUAAAAAUUGUUAAGUAUAGUUCCGAAAUUGACGACUUAAAAUAUGAAAUUAAUAACUUACAACACUUAUUACAAGACAAAGAAAAGGUAAUUACUCAAAUAAGCGAAGACAGUAAAAGUUUGCAUGUGAAUUUAGAAACAAUCCAAAAUAAAAUGCGAGAAGGUGGUAACGUGUUUGAUUUAAAAAAGCGACUACAUGAAGAACAACAGUUAAAUGCAGUUUUGACGGAACAAUUAAAUUUGUUAAAAAUCCAAAGUAAAAAUUCUGAAAGAGAGGAUAUGGUUGUUUCUAUAGAAGAGAUAACUGGUCAAGUUCAAAAGCAGCUUAACUAUUCUGCCUUACUCGAUUCAAAUAUAAUAAGUGCUUUAAGCAACGAUGACAGACAGUCUCAUUUAAAUGAUGCAGACUACUUCAAAGAUUCGCUGAUUCUUCAAAAGGAAAUUAAUAAAAGACUACAACUUGAAAAAGAACAACUACAAGAGAAAUUAUCUGCAUUAGAAGAAAAUUAUCAACUUAAAAAAGAUUAUGUUGAUAAAUUGGAGUUUCUUUUUGAAAAAGAAAAACGAGAAUUUAAUUGCAUGCAGCUGGAAAAUGCUGGAAUUCUAGAACAGAUGCGUUUACAAUUGGAAACUGCAUUAAAAAAUGAAAUGGAAUUUGAAGAGUUGCUUCAAAAAGAGAGAAUAAGCCAUAAAGAAACUGAAAAUCAAUUAGCUAUAUUGAAAGUCAGAUUGACAAAUUCUAACAUAAGUGAUAAUUCAAAAACAGAGUAUAAAUCGUUACCUUCUGCUCAAUUUCCUGAAUUAAUUAUGCUUCGGAAUUCAUUGGAAUCUUUAGAAAAAGAAAACCAAAUGCUAAAAGUUGAUUUAAAAGCAGCCAAAAAAGAACGUAGUGAAACUAUUACAAAUUUAAAAUAUUUAAAGGAAAUGUUACAAUUUAAAAAUAACGAAAUAGAAAAACUUGAACAAAAAAUAUUUGAGAUAAAAAGAAAUCACGAUCAACUUGAAAAAGAAUAUAUUCAAACUAAGGCAAAUCUCAAUCAAAGAAGCACCGAAAUUGAAAAUAGUAGGAUUCUAAUAAACGAAUUAGAAGGUGAUGGGCGUGUGAUGAAGAAACAAAUAGAAGAUUUGCAUGAGAAGUUACGAGUAGCCGAAGAAUUAAAAAUCGUACCAGACAAAUUCCUGAAAAAAAUAGAUAAACUGAAACAUGAAGUUAGACAACAAGUCAAAGACAACAAGUUAAUGACUGAAACUUUGUCCAAGCUGGCCAAUGAAAGACAACAAUUACAACUGAAAGUCAAUGAACUGGAAGCUUGUUCUAAUAUGCCUUUCACUGAUCUUGCGGCACGAGCUAAUCAUCUCUUUGCACGAUACUUGAAAUCUGAGAGCAACAAGAAAGCUCUUGUUUGGCAAAAACGGUACCUGAUUUCUCUGCUUGCUACAUAUCAAGAUUUCCGCCUUACAACUACGUUGCCUUCAUCUACCUUUGAAAUGAAAAUUAACAAAUCUAAGCAUACAAACACAAAACGUUUCAAAAUAUUAGCCAUCUCAGUUAUAGUAGUUAUUCGUAUGCAGUAUUUGGUCCGUCGCUGGCAGUCGGGGAAACGUUUUGGCGCCCAUUUACCUUCAUCCCGUAAAUAUGAUAUCCCAUUUAAUAAACUGCCUACGCAUUUUCAAACUGACCAGUUUGAAUCGCAUGAUCAAGUUAAUCAUUCUGCUUUUAUAUUUCAACAGUCAAAUAGUAACCCGGAGGCACAAAGUAUUCAUAUCGAAAAUCCGGUAGAUUGUCCAAAUACCAAUACUUGGUUAGCAGUUUCACCUAGUAUUAGAAAGAAGAAUUUGGACGCAGAUCAUAAUGGCGGGAACUGUUCCUGUCCUCCUGGUUCACCAAAUUUCAUAUUAACCCAAUACCUUGAGAGAUUUGACCAAAUACAAAAAAGAUUAGCCAUCGCCGCAGAAGACAAUAUCGUUUGAUUUGACAAAAAGGCGAUCAUCUUCGUUACCUAUUAAUCUAGUCUAUAUAUUUUUAUACACAAUUUUUUCUGGAUUGGACUUAUUUGUAUAUACAUAUAUACCUCUAGUAUAGGACUUAAUUGUUUAAAAAAAAUUGAUUACACAAAUUGACUGCUGCUCAUGUGUUACAAAGAAUACAUAAACAAAUGAUUUUUGUAAGAAUAUGUGCCUUGUUAAAUUUUAUCUCAUCGAUAAUUACUUUAGUGCCAUUUAGUAGUUACGCAUAUAACACGAAUUUGUACUCCCGGUUAGUUAUUUAAAUAAAAGUUUAUUUCUUGA
Messenger RNA from Agrilus planipennis (emerald ash borer), 6059 nucleotides. RefSeq names its product myosin-4. Lineage: Eukaryota; Metazoa; Arthropoda; Insecta; Coleoptera; Buprestidae. Gene Ontology annotation, molecular function: molecular adaptor activity. The record is from RefSeq and is a predicted model, not a curated record. The transcript is spliced from 14 exons. The coding region runs from base 90 to 5741 and encodes 1883 amino acids. Gene Ontology annotation, biological process: signal transduction.